Messenger RNA from Coregonus sp. 'balchen', 6298 nucleotides. The record is from the annotation of a GenBank genome assembly. Lineage: Eukaryota; Metazoa; Chordata; Actinopteri; Salmoniformes; Salmonidae.
AAUGGUGUAACUCUUCAAACGCAAAGUCAAGAAUCCACAGAAAGCAACAGCUUGGGAGUGGUACAUUCUAAAACGCCCCCGAACACGCCUGACCCAAUCACCGCCCCCAACCCAGAAAACAGGUGGGUGCUGCUACUGUGACAUAACCUCUACUCUAAACUAAUGACCCCUACGACUCAGUAACCUGGAUGUCAGUGGAGUCAUUAGCAUGAUUUACAGUGGGGGAAAAAAGUAUUUAGUCAGCCACCAAUUGUGCAAGUUCUCCCACUUAAAAAGAUGAGAGAGGCCUGUAAUUUUCAUCAUAGGUACACGUCAACUAUGACAGACAAAAUGAGAUUUUUUUUCUCCUGAAAAUCACAUUGUAGGAUUUUUAAUGAAUUUAUUUGCAAAUUAUGGUGGAAAAUAAGUAUUUGGUCAAUAACAAAAGUUUCUCAAUACUUUGUUAUAUACCCUUUGUUGGCAAUGACACAGGUCAAACGUUUUCUAUAAGUCUUCACAAGGUUUUCACAAACUGUUGCUGGUAUUUUGGCCCAUUCCUCCAUGCAGAUCUCCUCUAGAGCAGUGAUGUUUUGGGGCUGUCGCUGGGCAACACAGACUUUCAACUCCCUCCAAAGAUUUUCUAUGGGGUUGAGAUCUGGAGACUGGCUAGGCCACUCCAGGACCUUGAAAUGCUUCUUACGAAGCCACUCCUUCGUUGCCCAGGCGGUGUGUUUGGGAUCAUUGUCAUGCUGAAAGACCCAGCCACGUUUCAUCUUCAAUGGAAGGAGGUUUUCACUCAAAAUCUCACGAUACAUGGCCCCAUUCAUUCUUUCCUUUACACGGAUCAGUCGUCCUGGUCCCUUUGCAGAAAAACAGCCCCAAAGCAUGAUGUUUCCACCCCCAUGCUUCACUGUAGGUAUGGUGUUCUUUGGAUGCAACUCAGCAUUCUUUGUCCUCCAAACACGACGAGUUGAGUUUUUACCAAAAAGUUCUAUUUUGGUUUCAUCUGACCAUAUGACAUUCUCCCAAUCCUCUUCUGGAUCAUCCAAAUGCACUCUAGCAAACUUCAGACGGGCCUGGACAUGUACUGGCUUAAGAUGGGGGACACGUCUGGCACUGCAGGAUUUGAGUCCCUGGCGGCGUAGUGUGUUACUGAUGGUAGGCUUUGUUACUUUGGUCCCAGCUCUCUGCAGGUCAUUCACUAGGUCCCCCCGUGUGGUUCUGGGAUUUUUGCUCACCGUUCUUGUGAUCAUUUUGACCCCACGGGGUGAGAUCUUGCGUGGAGCCCCAGAUUUACAUUUACGUCAUUUAGCAGACGCUCUUAUCCAGAGCGACUUACAUAUCGAGGGAGAUAAUCAGUGGUCAUGUAUGUCUUCCAUUUCCUAAUAAUUGCUCCCACAGUUGAUUUCUUCAAACCAAGCUGCUUACCUAUUGCAGAUUCAGUCUUCCCAAACUGGUGCGGGUCUACAAUUUUGUUUCUGGUGUCCUUUGACAGCUCUUUGGUCUUGGCCAUAGUGGAGUUUGGAGUGUGACUGUUUGAGGUUGUGGACAGGUGUCUUUUAUACUGAUAACAAGUUCAAGCAGGUGCCAUUAAUACAGGUAACGAGUGGAGGACAGAGGAGCCUCUUAAAGAAGAAGUUACAGGUCUGUGAGAGCCAGAAAUCUUGCUUGUUUGUAGGUGACCAAAUACUUAUUUUCCACGAUAACUUGCUAAUAAAUUCAUUAAAAAAUCCUACAAUGUGAUUUUCUUGAAAAAAAAUGUUCAAUUUGUCUGUCAUAGUUGACGUGUACCUAUGAUGAAAAUUACAGGCCUCUCUCAUCUUUUUAAGUGGGAGAACUUGCACAAUUGGUGGCUGACUAAAUACUUUUUUCCCCCACUGUAUACAAGCGCAGGUGAGCCGGUGAUGUUGGAGUCAUCAAGCCAUGGCCAGUUGAAAACGUAUGAUGGAGCAGCUGCAUCGGGCACAGAGCUCAAAGCCUUGGGCCAAAUUAAAAGUUAUGCCGCCUGGUGAGAAUAUCCCUGGCCUUAUGUCCUUUAAAAAAACUAACCCUAGCCCCUUACCCCCUAGACAGGAUUUUACUUGUAUUAAGUAAUAUGGUCAUAGCUACACCUUGCUCCCUUGCAAACUAUGAAAUGUUUUGCUAAGGCGUGGGGAUAGUCUUCAUUGUUUUGGCAUUUUAUUAAUUCCAUUGCAUGUUUUUGUUCUUAGGCAUCCUUCAUGGGGGAAAACAUGAUCCUUGUGUGGAGUCUUCUGGCUCCAGGGCAGGAGCAGUCUUUCUCUUUCUCUUUCUCCUUGUUCUCCCUCUCGCUCUUUCUCUGUGGAUCUCUCCCUCACUCUCUGCAUCUAUCCAUUCUCCCCCUUCCCUCCCCUUUUACAGCGACCUUGGGCAUAGUUUGAUAACAAGUUUCCUCCACAGGAAAUCCGCAGAGUAUUUCCUGUGUCCCCUGCUCGCUGUCCUCUGAUAUCAUCAGGAAGAGAUAGACGCUCAGAUCAUGCUCGCCCUCCUGAUCCAGUCCCGUCAACAUAAUAUGGAUACCAGUUUAGCAGAUGAGUACAUGGUAGACAGUUUGUGAUGCUAUUUUGGGAACAUACGACUACACCACCACCUUGAGAGGGAGUCGGCGGAGAAGUCAGUGGACACAGCAAUUACAGUAGCCGAGAAAUGGGGUCAAAGGGUAUCGAAUGUCACAAGUGUAAUGACUCUUGAAGUAGCCAAGACAUGGACCCAGAUGUUUCACUUUUGGGUGUCUAAUGGCUUGUUGAAUAGUGUGAAUAGGGAAGCAAGGAAAUAGGGAAGCAAGAAAAUGCUGCCUACCGAAUAAUCACUGCACCGAAAUCAGACUAUUGUGCUGUAAUGUUACACCACUGAUAUACCCAUAUCGAUAGCACUUUACAUUACAGAGUGCAGUAAAGGGCUAAUAUUAUGGUAAUAUAGUGGUAAUAGAUAUGUAAUGCUACCAUGUUAUCACCAUGGUACCACUUUAUUCAUUGCUGUAAUGUAAAGUGCUACCCAAAUAUCUUAUCCCUCUGGUGGUGUGGGUCUGUCUGACGGACUGGCUUGAGAUCAUGACACGAACAUGAGAAGAUGCGGUUGUUUCACAUUUGGAACAAUGCUUCAAACAUGGAGUCAAAGCUUUGUCUCUAGCCUUGUUGUCUAUAUCUACCAUGCCUUAACCCCAUGUCACUUAUACAAUGAUCUCGCUCUUAUCACCCCCAACCCCCAGUGUUUCCUGCAGUGCGGCAGUCACAGUACAUUUCCCACAACACAUUGGAGCAGCCAAAUGCUGCCAAAUGCGCAGCCAUGCACGUGAACACUUUCCGUGGCCCGAGUAAAUCUUGUGGUUUGCGUUUGUGAAGGAAGUUCCCCAAAAAAACAGCAGAACUUCCCCUUAGGGGACAAUGUUUGGUCUUUCUCAUUUCCUCCUUGGGAAAACAUCAACUCAGGAAAAGGGUUUGUUCGUUGUAAAUGGAUUGGACGUGACACAGCAACACCCAACGUUACGUAACACAUGUGCUCGCCAGGCACCCCUGGCGAAGAACACUCGUUUUGAAGGAUACUUAUUUGAUAGGCCUUCCCUGUCACCCUUACACUACACAGUAAAAAUGUCCUUCAUGUUGGUUCACUGCGAAACUUAACCAUAUUUUUGACCAUACAGGGAGGACCCAUGCAGUGCUGCACAGGGUUUAUAUUGAGGUUUGUGUUGGACAAAAAUCAGGUUGGGAGUACUGUAUUUGAUCUGAUAGAUGCCUCAAACGUCAUUGUGAAAUCAUUACACCAUCUCUCUGUUAUGCAGUUUCUCACUGCCUCUCUUUCUUCCCUAUUUCUAUGUCUAGCUCUCCCUCCCCACCUCUCCCUUUCAUUCUUCCUCUCCCGCUCUCAACUUCUACCAAUUUGACAAACUUUAACCGAAGCAAGGUUAUGUGGAGUCUCAGGGCCCUUACACCAGAUUCUCUCUCCCCCUCUUUCGCCCAGGUUAUGGUGGACUUCUAAAAGAAAUGGAACCAGAGAAGUUCAACAGCACAUGCCUCCCCAAGUCCUACCACUCCCCCUGGGACCAGGCCAUCUACCUCCACGACCCCUCCCUGGCCAAUAGCCUUGCCACCCGCCUGCCAGAGCCAGAGGCCAAGCCUGAAGGACCAGGGUACAAGAGCUUCAACAGGUAUGGCUGAUGAUGGACCUGUCCAGGACCACACCUAGGUUGAAAUAGUACUUGUCGUGCCGGAGUUGGGCGUAGCGGUAACACUCCUGACCCUAGACAAAUUAUGCCCCCACGGCAAUGGAGGUUUAAGCCUUGGCUCAGCUGACAGAGCUGACUGAGGGACGGCUGGUAGCCUAGCGCAGUGGUUCCCAAACUGUGUGGCGCGUGAGGGGUCCCCCCCAAAAAAGAGACGCUAGAGGCAGACAAACAUGAUGGCCACUUAUCUUCAUAACAAGACCAGAAAGUAACUCCAUGAUAUUCAUAUGAAUAGUAGUAAGGACCAUAUACACUACCAGUCAAAAGUUUUAGAACACCUACUCAUUCAAGGGUUUUUCUUUAUUUUUACAAAUUUUUACAUUGUAGAAUAAUAGUGAAGACAUCAAAACUAUUAAAUAACACAUAUGGAUUCAUGUAGUAACCAAAAAAGUGUUAAACAAAUCAAAAUAAUUUGAGAUUCUUCAAAUUGCCACCCUUUGCCUUGAUGACUGCUUUGCACACUUUUGGCAUUCUCUCAACCAGCUUCAUGAGAUAGUCACCUGGAAUGCAUUUCAAUUAACAGGCGUGCCUUAAAAAGUUAAUUUGUGGAAUUUAUUUCCCUCUUAAUGCGUUUGAGCCAAUCAGUUGUGUUGUGACAAGGUGUGUGGGGGGGGUGGGGGUAUACAGUAGAUAGCCCUAUUUGGUAAAAGACCAAGUCCAUAUUAUGGCAAGAACAGCUCAAAUAAGCAAAGAGAAACGACGGUCCAUCAUUACUUUAAGACACGAAGGUCAGUCAAUACAGAACAUUUCAAGAACUUUGAAAGUGUCUUCAAGUGCAGUCACAAAAACCAUCAAGUGCUAUGAUGAAACUAGCUCUCAUGAGGACCGCUACAGGAAUGGAAGACCCAGAGUUACCUCUGCUGCAGGGGAUAAGUUCAUUACAGUUACCAGCCUCAGAAAUUGCAGUCCAAAUAAAUGCUUCACAGAGUUCAAGUAACAGACACAACUCAACAUCAACUGUUCAGAGGGGACUGUGUUAAAUCAGGCCUUCAUGGUCAAAUUGCUGCAAAUAAACCACUACUAAAGGACACCAAUAAGAAGAAGGGACUUGCUUGGGCCAAGAAACACAAGCAAUGGACAUUCGACCGGUGGAAAUGUGUCCUUUGGUCUGGAGUCCAAAUUUGAGAUUUUUGGUUCCAACCGCCGUGUCUUUGUGAGAUGCGGUGUGGGUGAACGGAUGAUCUCCGCAUGUGUAUUUCCCAACGUAAAGCAUGGAGGAGGAGUUGUUAUGGUGUGGGGGUGCUUUGCUGGUGACACUGUCUGUGAUUCAUAUAGAAUUCAACGCACACUUAACCAGCAUGGCUACUACAGCAUUCUGCAGCGAUACGCCAUCCCAUCUGGUUUGAGAUUAGUAGACUAUCAUUUGUUUUUCAACAGGACAAUAACUCAACACACCUCCAGGCUGUGUAAGGGCUAUUUUACCAAGAAGGAGAGUGAUGGAGUGCUGCAUCAGAUGUCCUGGCCUCCACAAUCCCCCAACCUCAACCCAAUUGAGAUGGUUUGGAAUGAGUCGGACCGCAGAGUGAAGGAAAAGCAGCCAACAAGUGCUCAGCAUAUUUGGGAACUCCUUCAAGACUUUUGGAAAAGCAUUCCAGGUGAAGCUGGUUGAGAGAAUGCCAAGAGUGUGCAAAGGUGUCAUCAAGGCAAAUGGUGGCUAUUUGAAGAAUCUCAAAUAUAAAAUAUAUUUUGAUUUGUUACUACAUGAUUCCAUAUGUGUUAUUUCAUAGUUUUGAUGUCUUCACUAUUAUUCUACAAUGUAGAAAAUAGUAAAAAUAAAGAAAAACCCUUGAAUGAGUAGGUGUGUCCAAACUUUUGACUAGUAUUCCUUUAUAUGAGUCACAACAUGUCAACAGCACAUGUCCUCCAGCCAGAGGCUUAUACUCUUUGAUGAGAUGACUCAGUCAAUCUGUCACUUCCCGUCUGCCUCGUUAGUGGCUCAAGGCUAAUAUUAACAUUGUCAAUCCUCUAUCCAUCUCCAGGUUGGCUACCCCAUUCGGUGGCAAGUCCACCAGACCGGCUCCGUUGUUCAAGGUCCCCGAGAUGGAACACAACCCCAUGCCAGAGCUGUACCCAGAGCCCUAG